UUGAUGGCGGGGAAAUGUGUAGAUACUGACAGGUAGGGUUCGGGGAUGGCCAGUACUACACUGCUGGUGGUAGUGACCGCAUUGGCAGUAUACAGACAACAGGUACCGUCGCAUCCCUUACCUGUGGACCACUGAAGGGAAUAAUUACCAGCCGUAAAAUGUAACAAGACUGUUUGUCGAGAUAGGGAGCCUAACCACAAGGAAACCGUUCGGUUUCUCAUAACACAGAGUGAUAAUACACAACUUAAACUCACCACAAGGAUGUCUUCUACGGACGAAGCGGACAAAAAAGAAUCUACGUUAAUGCCGAAAAUGAAUGUUCCAGAUAUUAAAAUAGACACAGCUGGGGAGUCGGAAAAUAAAACGGAGUCAGAACCAGAUAGAUUUAACGUAUCGCAGGUAAAAGAGAGGAAAGUUUCAGGAAAAGAGCCAAGUUUGACGGGAUUAUCCGAGGAUGGUUCUGACCGUGCGGGACCCGAUGACACCGGGAGGGUACGGAAAGUAUCCAUCAUGGUUGGACCUGAGGGUGCGCCGAUUCGGCACUACAUUCCUGCCCGGAAAAUAUCCUCCUCGGAGCACCAUUUCCUCACUCCUUACUCCCGGGGCACUCCACCCUGUCGGAAAUCCUCUAUGGACGCGUUCUUCGUACAGCAGCACCAGCGUAUGUCUGUGGUGUCGGUUAUGAGUUCGAACCAGGAUACGUUCGAGGCACUUCCACACGUUGACCAUUAUCGAGACCUGUUCUCGGUAUUUCCGAACGACGAUGUCCGCCAAAGACCCACCUUAGACGAACUCAGGGACGAGGAGCCGUCGAGCCCAAGGACCCCUACAACACCAUCGGUCAAGGAAGGUCUGUUCACCGACGAACUUCAGGAUGUUGAGGACGGACCCAAACCAUCGCCUAAAUCGUCUGUGACGUCAGGAGCUCUCAAAUUUGGCUGGAUACAGGGCGUCUUGGUACGAUGUCUGCUGAACAUCUUUGGAGUGAUGCUGUUCCUGCGGCUGACCUGGGUGACUGGACAAGCGGGGAUAGGUCUAGCGUCUGUCGUGGUCCUUUUGUCUGCUUUCGUCACUAUCAUCACAACAACCUCCAUGUCUGCCAUCUGUACCAAUGGCGAGGUCAAGGGAGGAGGUGCGUACUACAUGAUAUCCCGGAGCCUCGGUCCCGAGUUCGGGGGAUCUAUUGGAGUUGUCUUCUCUCUUGCCAACGCCAUCGCAGCAGCCAUGUACAUCGUGGGGUUCGCGGAGACAGUUCAGUCUCUUAUGAUGGAGUUUGAUACGACAAUAACCGGAGAUAGGAUGCAUGACGUCAGAAUUAUCGGUUGUGCUACAUCAUUUCUGCUGGUGGGGAUCGUCAUCAUUGGCAUGGAGUGGGAGGCCAAGGCACAGUUGGGUCUACUUGUCAUCCUGAUUGUCGCAAUUAUCAACUUCAUCGUGGGUACUUUCAUCCCCCCGACAGAGGAGAAACAAUGGAAGGGUGUCGUUGGAUACAGUGCUGAUGUAUUUAAGGAAAAUUUUGGCCCCGCCUUUCGUGAUGGUAACAGUUUCUUCACAGUCUUUUCCAUCUUCUUUCCUGCUGCUACUGGUAUAUUGGCAGGUGCUAAUAUAUCUGGCGACUUGAAGAACCCCCAGAGUGCUAUACCCAAGGGAACAUUCCUAGCCAUCUUCCUCACCUCCCUGGUGUAUCUAGGCAUGCUGUGGUGCGCCGGGACAUGUAUACUCCGGGACGCCGUAGGACCAAUUGUCAUGGAAAUGGUGGCCAAUGUUACAAACAACUUUACCGUCAUCCCAAAUCAAGCCUUGUCACCCACCGUCGACGUCGUCCAGCAGUGCGAUAUGUUCAAUAAAACGUGCGAGUACGGACUAAUGAAUGACAACGGGGCUGUUGGUGUUGCCUCUGCAUUUAGGCCUUUGAUUCUGGCUGGUAUAUUUUCUGCAACACUCUCUUCCGCUCUGGCAAGUUUGGUGGGUGCUCCAAAAGUAUUUCAGGCCCUUGGAAAGGACAAGUUGUUUCCUUUUAUUGAAUUCUUUGCCAAAGGUUACGGCCGCAGCGGUGAGCCGAGGCGCGGCUAUUUGCUUGCCUUUUUCAUCUGUCUGGCAAUGACGUGCAUUGGGGCUCUGGAUCUCAUCGCGCCUAUCAUAUCCAACUUCUUCCUGAUGGCCUAUGCUUUGAUUAACUAUUCCUGCUUCGAUGCUUCCAUAGCUGGCUCACCAGGAUUUCGUCCCGCAUUUCGGUUCUACAACAAGUGGGCAAGUCUUCUAGGAGCUCUGAUAUGUCUGGCUGUGAUGUUCCUUAUCAACUGGUGGUCAGCUUUGAUCACCUUCGUCUUUGUGUGUACUCUGUACAUGUAUGUCAAAGUCAAGAAACCAGAUGUUAACUGGGGAUCCUCAACACAAGCUCACGUAUACAGAGAAGCACUAAAAUCCAGUAUGAAACUCAUCAAGAUAGAUGAGCAUGUCAAAAACUUCAGACCUCAGGUGUUGGUGCUCUCGGGAUAUCCUCGAAACCGACCACAGUUGAUCGACUUCGUAGCAUGUCUCACCAAGAGGCAGAGUCUGCUUAUGUGUGGUCAUAUAUUCAGGGGAGAGAUGUCUGACCAUGUAAAGAAUCUAAGAUCGAAUGCUGCCUAUAAAUGGUUUGAAAGACGGGGCAUCAAGGCUUUCUACAACAGUGUUGUAACUCCGACACUAAGAAUAGGCGCACAGGUGUUAAUGCAGGCUGUUGGAAUAGGCAAACUUCGGCCCAAUACUAUUAUCAUGGGUUACAAAUCUGACUGGCAAAAGUCGGACGGAUACGAGGUGGACGACUACUAUAAUAUUAUACAGGAUGCGUUUGAUUUGAACUACGGCGUGGGAAUCCUGCGUAUACCCGAGGGACUGGACCUUAACAAGGUGCCGGACGAAUGUGUCGGACUUGAUGAUGACAUCGAAUCUGAGGACGAGGACGUAGAACAAGACACUCCAUAUGAUAUAGAUUCUCAAAAGUCCCCGACUUUAUCAUCAGACAAUAGUGAUGUUCCCGGAGAAGGAAGCAAAGCGGAAAAAUCCUACAAAUUCACGAAUAGCAAGCCGAAAAUCACUCCACCAAAAAAUCACGUGGUUCUGCAAAGGCUUAACACUGUUGAGGAGGGAUCAGAGGAUAAUAAGGCUUAUGAGGGAGAUCAGGAUACGCACUUUGGUGGUGAUGAUGAUGAGGAGGAAGAUGGAGCAACUCCAAAACAUACCACUCUGUUAUCUACUUUGUCAUCCGACUCUAAUUCGGGACGGUUUCGAGAGAAGCAAUACGGCACUAUUGACGUGUGGUGGCUUUAUGACGACGGAGGUUUAACGUUAUUGAUACCCUACAUUCUUUCUACACGGAGAAUAUGGAAAGACUGCAAGCUGAGAGUGUUCUGUGCUGGUACUAAACGUUCCAAUCCAAGCGAGGACCAAAUGAGAAUGGCCUCUCUCCUGGCGAAGUUCCGAAUAGAAUAUUCUCAGCUGACAGUUAUUCCAGAUUUAUGGAAAAAGCCGUCCCUGAACAUGUACAAAGAAUUUGAAAGUACAAUCCGUAAAUGGCGGUUACGUGGUGGAGAGUACCCGGACGAGUUUCCAUGGAAAGUUAGCGACAGUGAUCUUGUUUCAAACAAAGCCAAGAUAUACCGCAACAUCCGCCUACGUGAGCAGCUACUCAUUCAUUCAACAGAAGCAUCGCUCAUCGUAAUGACGCUACCUGUCCCAAGGAAAAAUUUCUGUCCAGCAGGACUCUACAUGGGAUGGCUGGAAACACUCACACGUGACAUGCCUCCUAUGUUGUUACUUCGGGGAAACCAGCAAAGUGUGUUAACGUACUACUCGUGAAUAUGUUUAGAGCUAUGGCGGGCAGACAAGAGAGCACAUUCUCUUGUUUGGGUAGGGAAAGUAUACCCUACCUACUGGAAGACGUACAGCUCCAGCAGACUUCAAUAAUUUGUCGAAGACAGUGUUGUUCACUGAAGAGUUACCAGUAUGCAUACCUUUGCUAUACAUUCAUUAUUUGUCAACAUGAAGUGCUGACGUAUUUUUCAUAUAUUCAUGUCCUGUUAUAACAUGCUAUUUGUUACCACAAGUUCUGACGUAAUAGGUUUUUAUUAUCUUGAAAUAUGUAAUGUAAUGAAAAAAUCUGAAUAGAUUAGAAUAAAAACGACGGAUGAUCAAAGAUAGUUUGAAUAGCAAACAACAUACAUCAAACAUAAGCGAUAUAACGGAUGACCUAACGGAGGUUUUGGUUUUCCUAAAUCACUAUUUUGUUAUGUAUACUUAAUAGUUCGUACAUGCAUAAUGGAUAUGUUACAUACGUAAUGAGAUAUUGGAUUACAAUGGUAUACAAUAUGUAUCAAUGAUUUAUCUGUAGAAAGGAGGAAAUAGUGUGAAUUAAUUGUGGACAUUCUGUUUAAGUUCUUUAUAGUGUAACACUAUUGUAUUGUAAAUACUUAUACGCUGUAAAUGUAUCAUAAGGAUAACUUCCUGUCAUUGUUCAAUUUAUACAUAUGAUAUAUACAAUACAUCUAUCUUAAACCUGUGUUGAUCACGUAGGUUAUUUAGGACACAGAGGGAACCGCUCGAUUUAAAAAAAAUGAAUCGGUGUAUGUUCGAGGCCUAAUGCUGUUCGAGACUGCUGUACGGACAGAAACCAGUUGUUUUGAUGACGUAUAUGAUGUAAAUAUUUAUACAUUUUAUAUCACUUUUUAUACAUGCUAUAUACAUACUGUAUAUUUGGUUUCUUUAAAUAUUAAAAUAUGUUUAAAUAUGAA
Messenger RNA from Pecten maximus, 4772 nucleotides. RefSeq names its product solute carrier family 12 member 3-like. The coding region runs from base 262 to 3840 and encodes 1192 amino acids. The record is from RefSeq and is a predicted model, not a curated record. Lineage: Eukaryota; Metazoa; Mollusca; Bivalvia; Pectinida; Pectinidae. Gene Ontology annotation, biological process: potassium ion homeostasis; sodium ion homeostasis; sodium ion transmembrane transport. Gene Ontology annotation, cellular component: membrane. Gene Ontology annotation, molecular function: sodium:potassium:chloride symporter activity. The transcript is spliced from 23 exons.